AUAAUUUUAGGUGUCAGCUGGUGCAGGAAGUCCCCCUGUCUCCUCAUGGUCAUCAUUCUUUUCAUAUUCCCACAUCAUCUUCCCUUCUCCUUCGACCCAUCUGAAUGCCUUCCAGUGUUCUGGAAGCAUUCUAGAACCAUGUCCUGGCAGAAGUCCAGAAGGUUUUGUUUGCAAUGACAUUCCCAAAAGAGCCACAAAGGUGGAACACUACUCUGGGGGGGAUUAGGACCACCGAGUGAAAAGGUGACGCUGACAGACGGAUGGUGGAGGGGGUUUCCGUUGGCCUGACCCAAAGGAGGGUGGGCGGGCCAGUGGCGUGGGUGGUAUUUUUAGGAUCGGUGGUGAUCACUUGUUGUAAUGGUUGUCUGACGUCCAUGUCAUUUCUUCUUCUACCUCACUGGAGGUGGACACCUGCCCACCCUCGCUCUCCUUGUACACCCAUGAUCACACCCACUCUGCCAGAUGUAGGUGGAGUCUGUUGAUCCAUGUGCCCACUUUGGGGUGGACCUCCUGCUGUAGAGGUGCGCUCACUCCUCUCUUCUCCCUGAUCCCCCUUCCCACACUCGCUCUCUGUCAUUUGUCCUCGCGGGUCAAGCCGGCUCCAACACAAACCAACAUGGCCGACAAAGCACUGGGUGGCGAUGACUCUGGAAGCAUUGUGGCGCUGCUGGAGCGUGUGGCGGGUCUCAUGGACAGCGUGCAGGUGACGCAGCAGCGCAUGGAGGAGCGUCAGCUAGAGCUGGAGAGCACGGUGAAGAGCAUCCAAGCCAACGUGCUCAAGCUUACCAUGGAGCACGCCGCCAGCAGCAGCACGGUGGAGAGGCUCCUGGAGAAGACCCGCAAGGUCAGCAGACACAUCAAGGACGUACGGGUCCGUGUGGAGAACCAGAACCUGCGCGUGAAGAAGGUGGAGGCCACCCAGGGAGACCUCCUGGCCAAGAACAAGUUCAGGGUGGUUAUCUAUCAGGGUGACCAGGAAGUGAGGGCCAUCACACCAGGCAAUGAGCCAGCCGAACAAGGUGCUGACGGCGAGGACGAGUCCAACAAGUUUGAGCUCCCACCCGAUUCGGACGAGGAGUACAUGGUGGUGGAGGAGGCGGACUCGGCAGCGGCCGGGCGCAUGAAGAAGACGGGCCUGACUCGCAUCGAGAGCUUCAAGGCCACCUUCUCCAAGGAGAACAUGAGCAAGACUCGUGAGAACCUCGGUACCAAAGUCAACAAGCUGGGCGAGCGCAUUGUGACGGCCGAAAGACGUGAGAAGAUCCGCCAGUCGGGCGAGAGGCUGAAGCAGACCAUCGCCAAGAGUGUCCCGGCCAAGCUCAACCUGAAAAAGGAGAGGACUGUGGCAGAGGGCCAGGAAGGGGCUGAGGGCGCCGAGGGAGCUGCGCCUGUCCCGCCCCCCAAGGGCCGUCGGAGCACCCCCGACACCGCCAAGGCGGAAGGCGGGGCAGAGGAGUCAGAGGUUCCUGUGUACGACAUGAAGCAGCUGUCGUAGCCAACGAGGCAAAGAGCGAGGAAGGAGGAGCACAAGGGAGACAAAGGACCCGUUCGAGUGAAAGAUGCGAGCGGCCGGCAGACCGUUUGCGAUCCAAAAUGAUCCGGUGAGAGAUUCAGGACAGUCUUGAUCGAAUCAGCAUCUGUGUUGACUUUGACAAGAACACUAUUGUUUUUACGCCACCGCUGGCUGUGCAUGUCGUUGGCUCGGACCUGCUGUAGGAGAACAACACGGGGGCGGUCCGUUUGUGUACCGAGAUGAAAAUGAAAGUGAGGAUGAAUAAAUCGGACCUGCAAGCAACAA
Dunckerocampus dactyliophorus (ringed pipefish) is the source of this 1798-nucleotide messenger RNA. It is a transcript of the gene cavin4b, whose product is annotated as caveolae associated protein 4b. Bases 617 to 1495 code for a protein of 292 amino acids. The transcript is spliced from 2 exons. NCBI's taxonomy places the organism in Eukaryota, Metazoa, Chordata, Actinopteri, Syngnathiformes, Syngnathidae. Gene Ontology annotation, biological process: regulation of gene expression. The record is from RefSeq and is a predicted model, not a curated record. Gene Ontology annotation, cellular component: cytoplasm; caveola.